Messenger RNA from Penicillium verhagenii, 339 nucleotides. RefSeq lists its product as uncharacterized. The transcript has a single exon. The record is from RefSeq and is a predicted model, not a curated record. The coding region runs from base 1 to 339 and encodes 112 amino acids. Lineage: Eukaryota; Fungi; Ascomycota; Eurotiomycetes; Eurotiales; Aspergillaceae.
AUGAGCAGACCCUGCAGUAAGACUCUACCUCUAUCCUUCGCGGCUCUGACCUUAUACUCAAGUGCUGAUCAUCGCCAUAGGGCAUACUAUGGCUACCACGAGGAGAAUGGAGGUAUCCCCGCGGGACUUAAGGACACUGAUAUGUGCUUGGUUGCCAAUUCAGUUGCGAUAGACUCUAUAACAACCGACAUGCCGUGGGUAUAUGCAUCGGACGUAUCAUUCGAUCAUGCCAGUCCACCCGCAGAUGGAGAAUAUCCAGGCUACUUCCGAGUUGCCAUUGAGUCUGUAAUCACGGAACUCUACCUCAUGCUCACAGCAAUGAUACCGGCGGAGCUUUGA